Physella acuta is the source of this 5305-nucleotide messenger RNA. Its product is annotated as activin receptor type-2A. The record is from RefSeq and is a predicted model, not a curated record. Gene Ontology annotation, biological process: protein phosphorylation; activin receptor signaling pathway; cellular response to growth factor stimulus. Gene Ontology annotation, molecular function: activin receptor activity; activin binding; ATP binding. Lineage: Eukaryota; Metazoa; Mollusca; Gastropoda; Physidae. Gene Ontology annotation, cellular component: activin receptor complex; plasma membrane.
AUCUCAGAAAACAACAUCCGGGGCCUCUGUAAAAUAAUACGCCAUAUUGUUCCACCAUCAACAAUUGUGUUAACGUUGUACAGUUUACAUUUUCAUAGAACAACAAUUAUAUUGAUGUCUUAUUUGGUGCUAAAGCCAAGCUUUUGCAUCGCAGUUUCGCUUUUUCAUAUAAUGGAUUGGCCGACUAGUAGAUCUAAAUACCUUUUGUUGACUUAAACGAUAUGCAAUUUUGUGCAGACUGUGAGUGAAGUAUGAAGUUAUCCUAAACAAACUGCCUUUUAGUAAAUGGUAGUUUGUAUUUGCUAAUACAAGAUGUUGUUUGUCAAUUCCUACUUUGUAAACUGUAACUGGAUGUUGCUGUCAUUAGUAAUUCUUCUUGGCAUCUCACCAUAUUGUUCUUCAAAAUUCCAUAAAGGAACUACCAAAUGUGAAAAAUAUGAUCGUGAGCAGUGUCUGGCAGGCACUGGUCCCUGUACACCAACAAUAGAGGAAUGUGCCAAUACUACAGCCAGCAACAAGGCUUCAGUAGAUGAUCCAUAUAACUACAUGCUUUGCUUUGCUUCAUGGCUGCCAGUCAACACUUCUGCGGAAGUAAUACCAAUUAAAAAGGGCUGCUGGAUGAAUGAUGAAAAGUGUUACAACCAAAAAGAAUGUGUUGAGUAUAAAGAUAUUGCACCGGUUUUUUUCUGUUGCUGUGAUGGUGACUUAUGUAAUGAAAAAUUUUACCAUCGACCAAUUGAAAUAACUUCAAAUAGUGACACCGGGGUACCAGGGCCUGAGAUUUUAAGACGAGCGGGAGAACAGCAGCUGAUCAGAACAGUUCUUUACUCAAUUGUACCUAUAGUAGGAUUCGUUAUAUUAGUUGUUACACUAUUCUUUAUGUGGCGCCGGCAUCAGCGUCAUAUGGGCCACACUCAGUUGCCGACUGUGGAUCCCAGUUUAGUUCCAACACCUUCUCAGUCGUCUCUUAACCUGCAGUUGCUGGAACUUAAAGCAAGGGGCCGCUACGGUUCUGUUUGGAAAGCUCAGCUACCAGAUCAAUAUGUGGCUGUCAAGAUUUUUCCUCUUCAAGACAAGCAGUCAUGGAUGGCUGAGUUGGACAUAUACAAUCUUCCACAAAUGAAGCAUGAAAAUAUCCUUCGAUUUAUUGCUUCAGAAAGGAAGGAAGAUAACUUAACUACUGAAUUAUGGCUCAUUACAGAGUUCCAUGAAAAAGGCUCUCUUUGUGAUUUCUUGAAAGGAAACACAAUAACAUGGGCACAGCUAUGUCACAUUGGUUACACCAUGACUCGUGGUUUAGCAUACCUGCAUGAUGAAAUCCCAUCUCUAAAUCACAUGCAUUCUAAACCAGCUGUUGCUCAUAGAGAUUUCAAGAGCAAGAAUGUUCUACUGAAACAAGACCUCACAGCUUGUAUAGCUGAUUUUGGGUUGGCUCUAAAAUUUGAACCAGGGAAAGGAUUCAAUGAAACCCAUCCACAGGUGGGUACUAGACGUUAUAUGGCACCUGAAGUCUUAGAAGGGGCGAUUUGUUUCAACCGUGACUCAUUUCUUCGCAUUGAUAUGUAUGCAUGUGGACUAAUUAUAUGGGAGCUUAUGACAAGGUGUUCCUCAGCUGAUGGUCCCGUUGAUGACUAUCGACUACCCUUUGAAGCAGAAGUAGGUCUACAACCAACAUUAGAGGAAAUGCAAACUUUGGUAGUGACUCGUAAAGAAAGACCGGCUCUUAAUCCAAUUUGGCAGAAGCAUCCGGGCCUGUACAGUCUCAUUUCUACAGUAGAAGAAUGCUGGGAUCAGGAUGCUGAAGCCAGACUGUCAGCAGGAUGUGUGCAUGAACGCAUCUGCCACCUGUCACGUACUGUCAAUUCAGGCAGCACAGGGUUACCUGUAGACCAUUCUACCACACCCCUCCUCACCCCUCUGCUCCAACACAUAAACACUUCUACAAACGUGCCUAACACUGCAAUUAUUGAUGUUGGCAGUGGAAGAGACACUCAGGCAUCCACAGCCCCGAAUUAUAAUUCUUGUUGAGGGUGGAGCAUACUCAUGUAGAUUGGUAUGAUUAAAUGUGCCAUCAUCCACUUGAUGGUGGUGAGGAGAAUCUUCCUUUCAAGCAAUCAAGUUAUAGAGGUGUUGAACUUUUCUGAAGGAACUCUUUUUCAUCUAUGGAGAAGAUAGUGGUUUUUUUUUUUACUUAUUAAAAUAGAGCUUGUCAUUGACAGUCUAUUUUGGGACAAGGCUAGAAACAAACAUGACCUCUUCAUUGUUGAAACUAUGAAAACAGUUGAUGCAAAAAAUGACAUGAUCACUUGCUGUUGAUAAUUUUGGAACUUUGUUGAUUUACUAAAGCAUUGUCUCAUGCUAACCUGUUGUUUUCUGACUUGUUGCUACACACAAUCAAGAUAGAAAUUUCUUCCAUUCAGUCGUCUGAUCAACUUUUUCAAAUAAAAUAUUUUUUCAUGUACAGUAGUUAGGAAAUUCGACCGAUUUAUUUUGUUCUAUAACCAAUGUGUAAAAAAACAGUUAUCAAUGCACUUUUAAGGUUUUAAAAUUUCCUUUUAGCCAAGAUUGUUUGGCAACUAACAUUUCAUCUAUGAAGCACCAAGGAAUCAAUUAGUGUAGGAAUAUCUAAUUUAAUGCAACAAAGGUAAUUCCACUGGAGGCCUUUCUUUUACUUCAGCAGCAAUUUUCUUUAUUUUAGUUGUGGUGUAAAUGUAAUGCUAGUCAUCAUUAGGAAGUUAUGUCCAGUUGAUGGCAAGAGCAGUUGCUUGUCUUUGCUGAAAAGUAAUGAUCUAGCUGACAGCAAGAAGAGUUGAUCAUCUCAGGGUCUUGAGAAUUUUUAUCUCAGGAUUGUUUCAUGUUGGUCUUGGAUUAUAUUUAAAAAAAAACGCUAACAAAUGCACCUCUUAAUUAACUAUUAAUAUAAAUGUCUAAUAGUUUAAAGUGAAACAAAAAAAACAUUUUGCUUAAGUUUUAUUGUAAACAAUACAUGCUAUGUAUCUGUAAUGUGAUUUAUUAAUUUGUAACUAGUUAUUAAUUUCCUAUCAUUAUUAGAUUUGUAAUGUAUUCAAUUAUUAACCUGGAGGAAAAAGUAGUCUUUUUAAAUUAUAAGCAAAGAAUGCAUGAUGUGUUUAAAUUAUGUCAUUAAGGAUCAAUAUUUUAACACAUAAAAACCUGUUUGAAUAAUUUUUAGUAAUAAUAGGGACUGCUAUGUAUUGUACAGAAUAUAAUGAAUGAGUAGUUGGUGUAAUUAUGUCUUUUUGCUAAAGCUAGCCCUAUCUCCUUCCUUCAGUGUGCUUGUGUGCCUGUUGUUGAAUUUGCUGAUUGCCAUUUCAUUGAUGGUGUGCUCAUGAAAUAAUUUUAUUUGAAAUCUUUUUUUACAUUAAUAUAAAAAGCUGAGUUUUCUAUAUCUUAACUAAGACCCUCCCCUUUUUAUGUACAAUCAGUGAUGAGCUUCAAUCCUAUUUUGUAGUUAAAAGCAAAUAGUGUUAUUGAAACCAAAUAGUGAGUGAUGUUGUUAUGCAAACAUCUGCAACUAAAAAAAAACAACAAAAAAAUGGAUAAAACUACCUCAUUAUUUGUGCUUGCAUUCAUUAUGUUUUUAUACUAUUGAUGUAACUAAAUGCUUUUAUUCAAACAACUUGUUGGUGUGUUGAUCUUUGGUUGUACCUUGCAAGAAUUGUCAUUGUAGAAUAUUGUACAUUUGUUUGAAAAAAAAAUUUCUGUUGAGCUUUACCCCAUUGGUUGUAUAAGAAAAUGUAAUAGGGCAGACUUAUUUUAUUUUGUUUAUAUCCCAUUAGUAGCUUUGACUUCCUUGCCCUUCCCCCAAAAAUACUUGUUGAAUGCUGCUCAUUGUAAACAUUUGAUAGUGUUCCACUAAUAGAUCCAUGACUGAGAAUGUUUUCAACAUGUUUAGAAAGUUGAGAAAUGUUGGAACAUUUUAUCAUGAAAGGUGUAUAAUUUAAUUUAGAUGACUGUGUGAAUUCCAUAUGUGGCUACACUGUCAUUGUUUCUACUGCCAGUGUAAAAAAUUAGUUUAUAUUCUUACCCAUGCCAGUGUUUUCAUCAUCUCAGUUAAGUGUCAAGUCAGUGGCUGCUGAAUAAUAACUUGUCUGUAGCUUGUUUACUUAUUAAGCAGAGCAUUGAGAACCAUUGGCUUGAACACACUUUUAUACCAUGUUAUGGUUAACUUGAGUGGUGAAAUGCUAGAGUGUUGUAUACAGUAUUGUGCCAGUGUAAUCCUAGCAUUUUGUUCUAGUUUAGAACCACAAGCUGUUUUUAUUCAUGUCAGUCCAUAAUGCAGUUUAGGUGCUGCAUUGAACAAAGCAACUUGAGAAGAUGAAUGUUUAACUGAUCACAGCUUUUUAAAACUUUUUAAAUGUAUUUGUUCUGUUGAUUUUAUAACCUAAUGUUUUGAAGUUCUGGAGUUAGUUUUAAAGAUACAAUUUAUAUCCACAAUUUUAUUUGAUUUUUAUCAGAGCUGAUCCCACUAACAUAACUUUUCUGGUUUUUACCCCAUACAAUUUCAGGAUUUUAUAUUUUAAAAUUAGAAGAAAAUGUGUUUGUUUUAUAAAGCAAAGAGGCUAAUUUAAUAAUCUGCUAAUAUGUAAUAACAGCAUAUAUCUCUGUAUGUUACAUUUUUAUUACACAUUUUUUACACUUUUUAAACAAACUCUCUCUUGCUCGUAAUUUCAGAAAAUUGUCGUUUAAAUAAAUGUAGAAAAUGAAAAAAAAAGUUUCCUGCUAAUCUAGUAUGAAAAUCUAUUUUUACGCAUGGACAACUAUGGUUGUGUUGCAAUUUUUAGUUUUUUUUGUUAGUAAUAAUUAUUUAAUUGCUAACCAACAAUUCUAUUAAAAUGAGUAUAUCAGUAAACUGUAGAAUUGGGAUAAUGGCUAUUUAGCAUGUCUCGUUUCUAAAGUCUGAUUAAGAAACUACAAGGUCUGUUUUCAAUUCCUAAAUAUUAAUAAAAAAAAUUUUAAAAAUUUAAUUGCAGUUUCCCACUGUUGGUUAAGGAAGUAAAAAUACCAGCUUUAAGAAAACUAACUUAAGUUAUGCCUAAAGAUGAAUAUUCCUUACCUUCUGUGUUGCAAAUGCAAAUGACUUUGCUCAUUGGCAUCUUAAUUUGUGGAUGUUCUUUGUGUGACCAUUUCUAUUGAGAUAUUGUGUGAGGAGUUGGCACCAUAUCAAAUGUCAUGUGACUUUGAUGGAUGUUGUAUAAAAGUAUGUCACCCCUGUAACAGUGUUUUUGUUAGACUGUAAAUAGAAAUGUAAUUAUGUACAAUGUGUAAACAUGAUUUUUAAAACAUC